UUGUUCUUUUGAGUGUGCACUUUAUACAGUAAUAUCUCUCCUUUGGUGUGAUAAAAAAACAUUGACUACAAUAAAAGCAAACAACAGGAGGCUGAACAAGUGGCCAUGCUUGUGGUGGGGAAAGAGUAUACGCACUGAGUUUUCUUCUUUCUAACUGUAAACCAAAGACAAGGCAUCUUCUCCCAUCUAGCAAAUACUGGGGUUAAUAGGCGUCUCUCAGAUGUAAGUUAUGCAAUGUCACAUGUGCUGAAACAAACACUAUUAAUUGCACCAUAAGUUUCGUUUCUUUUACAUCCUGAAGCCAUGGCGUCUGCUGAUCAGAGGGACGAGCUGCAAUGCUCUAUCUGUCAGGGCACUUUAACAGAUUAUAUAACCCUGAGAUGUGGGCACAACUACUGCCGAGUCUGUACUGAUCUAUUCCUAAAGAAACAGGAGAAGUCUGGCAUGUAUUCCUGUCCUAAAUGUAGAGAAGAGUUUCAGGAGCAGCCUACACCGAUGCAAAAGGUAGCAGAAAAUAAACUGUCCACUCAACCACAUCAGGAGAAGAUUGCCAGGAUCUGCUGCACUUACUGUAUUCACUCUCCUGUACCUGCUGUGAAGUCCUGUCUGCACUGUGAGGCCUCUCUGUGUGAUGAUCACCUAAGAAUUCAUAGCAAGGAAGAAGAACAUGUCCUGACUGAUCCCUGCACUUCUAUGGAGAACAGGAAAUGCUCUGUCCAUAAGGAACCUCUAAAGUACUAUUGUCCUACAGAUGCUAUCUGUAUCUGUGUGACCUGUACAUUGGCCGGAGAACAUCGGGGACACCAGGUGGAGAUGCUGGAUGAGGCCUUGGAGAAGAAGAAGAAGAAACUGAGAAAUGUUCUCCAGAAACUGAUCCCAAAGAGAGAGAAGACUGAGAAAAGUGUCCGGAGUCUGGAGGAACGCAGGAGAAAAGCUCAAGAGAAAUCAUCUGGAGAAGCGGAGAGAGUCACUGCCCUGUUUAUAGACAUCAGGAGACGGCUGGACGACCUGGAGAAGAAGGUCCUGAGUGAGAUCUCCAGGCAGGAGAAGGAAGAGUCACUGUCACUGUCUGCUCUGAUCCAUCAGCUGGAAAUAAAGAAGGACGAGCUGUCCAGGAAGAUGAGACACAUUGAGGAGCUGUGUAACAUGACGGAUCCACUGACUGUCUUACAGGAUCCAGACACAGGUGACUUGUGUGAUCCUGAGGAGGGGGGAGGGGAUGAGGACACAGGGGGACAUGAUAAGACAUAUGAGGUAGAUGUGGAUGUGAUUACAAGGAUGUUACAUGAAGGUUUUUCUGCUAUGUCAUAUCUACAGACCAUCUCACUUGGAAAACUAACAUCUACAACAAAGGGAGAGAUCUAUGGGGAGGAUCCUGCAGACAUAUUACUGGAUGUAAACACGGCUCAUAAUAAUCUCCUUAUAUCAAACAACCUGAAAACUGCAACCAGGACAAAAAUAACACAGAAUCGUCCAGAAGCAGCAGAGAGAUUCCAGAAAUAUCCUCAGGUGAUGAGCAGAAGGAGAUUUACCUCAGGACGACAUUACUGGGAUGUGGAGAUCAGUAGAUCAGGAUUGUGGAUGGUGGGGAUGUGUUAUCCCAGUAUAGACAGGAGGGGAGAUCAGUCAUUCAUUGGCGAUAAUAACAAAUCCUGGAGUUUGUGGGGAGGGAAGGACUGUAAUAAUCAGUAUUCAGUGAUACAUGACAGUAAGGUGAUCCAGUUACCUCACCAGGUCUCCAGUGAUAGAUUCAGGAUCUGUCUGGAUUAUGAGGCCGGGCAGCUGUCCUUUUAUGAGCUGUGUGACCCCAUCAGACACUUACACACCUUCACCACCACCUUCACCGAGCCCCUUCAUGCUGUAUUACAUGUACAUAGCGGUUCUAUAAAGAUAUCAGGGAGCAGAAGCUGGGAAAAAAUGAAAGAAUUUUGCUGCGAGACGGUGGAUAAAGUAUUUCUGGUGGGAGAAUUGACUCAAAGAGUCUUGAAGAAAGGCUACCCAGCUCAAAUUAUUAAAACCACUUAUGAGCGGGCCAAGAGCCUUAAACGAAGGAAUCUCUUAGGAUCGUCAGCUGAACACAAAGAGCCUGAAGUUUAUUCCUGUCCUCAAUGUAGAGCAGAGCGUCAGGAUCAGCCUGCAACAAUACAGAACAUGAGUCUGCAAACGAUAGCAGAAAAUAUCCAGUCUCCACAACCACCUCAGGAAGAGAUGACCGGGAUCUUCUGCACCUACUGUAUUCACUCUCCUGUACCUGCUGUGAAGUCCUGUCUGCACUGUGAGGCUUCUCUAUGUGAUGAUCACCAGAAAGUUCACAAGUCAGAGGAACACAUCCUGAUUGAUCCCAGCACUUCACUACAGAACCGGAAAUGCUCUGACCAUAAGGAACUUUUAAAGUAUUAUUGUCCUAAAGAUGAUAUUAUUAUCUGUGUGUCCUGUACCUUGGCUGGAAAGCAUCGGGGACAUCAAGUUGAGACGCUGGAUGAGGCUUCUGAGAAGAAGAAGGAGAAACUGAGAAAUGUUCUCCAGAAACUGAACGCAAAGAGAGAGAAGACUGAGGAAAGAGUCCAGAGAGUGGAGGAGCGCAGGAGAAAAUCUCAAGAAGAAGCCGAUAGAGUCACUGCCCUGUUUAUAGAGAUCAAGAUACAGCUGGAUGAACUGGAGAAGAGGAUCCUGAGUGAGAUCUCCAGAGAAGAAGAGUUGGUGUCACAGUCACUGUCUGAUGUGAUCCAGAAGCUGGAAAUAGAGAAGGACGAACUGUCCAGGAAGAUGAAACACAUUGAGGAGCUGUGUAACAUGGCGGAUCCACUGACUGUCUUACAGGAACCAGACACAGGUGACUUGUGUGAUCCUGAGAAGGGGGGAGGGGAUGAGGACACAGGGGGACAUGAUAAGACAUAUGAGGUAAAUGUGGAUGUGAUUACAAGGAUGAUACAUAAAGGUUUAUCUGAUAUAGUGACAUAUCUGCAUACUGUUGCACCUCUAAAACCAAAAAGAAAGAGGCCACACUCUCCUAGCGUACAUAUUUCUCCCAAUCACACUAAAGUUUCAACUGUGUCAAGUACAGAAUAUGAGGGCGAUGAUGUGGUCAUGACUGGGGGUGCUGGGGGGAAGGUAACAGAUGCAGGAAAUGGAGUGAUCUAUGCUGAGGAUCCUGCAGACAUAUUACUGGAUGUAAACACAGCUGCUGAUAAUCUCCUUAUAUCAGAUGACCUGAAAACUGCAACAUGGACACUAGAGAAGCAGAAUUGUCCAGAAACAGCAAAGAGAUUCCAGAAAUAUCAGGUGAUGAGCAGCAGAGGAUUUACCUCAGGACGACAUUACUGGGAUGUGGAGUUCAGUGGAAUGGGGAAGGUGGGGAUGUGUUAUCCCAGUAUAGAGAGGAGGGGAGGUCAGUCAUACAUUGGGUCUAAUGACAAGUCCUGGUGUUUGUGUAGAGAGCAGGAGUAUAAUAAUCUGUAUUCAUUGAUACAUGACGGUAAAGAAAUCCAGCUAUCUCACCAGAUCUCCAGUAAUAGAGUCAGGAUCUGUCUGGAUUAUAAGGCCGGGCAGCUGUCCUUUUAUGAGCUGUGUGACCCCAUCAGACACUUACACACCUUCACCACCACCUUCACCGAGCCCCUUCAUGCUGCAUUAUAUGUAUGGAGAGGUAACAUAAAAGUAUGAGCAGGAGCAGAAUUUGGGAGAAAUGGCGGAGCCUGCUUGGUGCAGCAUUUAGAUACAGUAGUAGAAUGGUUUUUUUUUGUUGACAAUUUAAGGAGUUUUUAAUCACAAGCUUUCAACCUGUCAAUGUAGAAUCAUGUACAUUAUCGCAUAUGUAAUCACUGCUGUAUGUAAUUUCCACUGAAUGUCAUACAUGUACAUAAUAGGGAUCACAUGGGCACUAAAGCUGUGCUCAUGGAGUCACUGGGGUUUCUGGUGGCAAAUUAUAGCUGGUUCCUGUGGUAAAAUAAAAAGGGACUCUUAGAAAGGAUUAUCAGGUAUUCAUGUGACCAGAUGGGAGAUUUGGUAAACUGUCUGUAGUUACCGUAUAUACUCGAGUAUAAGCCGAGUUUUUCAGCACGAUUUUUCGUGCUGAAAACACCCCCCUCGGCUUAUACUCAAGUGAACUCCCCCACCCGCAGUGGUCUUCAACCUGCGG
Messenger RNA from Hyla sarda, 4138 nucleotides. RefSeq lists its product as uncharacterized. Gene Ontology annotation, molecular function: protein binding; zinc ion binding. The record is from RefSeq and is a predicted model, not a curated record. Lineage: Eukaryota; Metazoa; Chordata; Amphibia; Anura; Hylidae.